GGGAAAGGGAACAAAGGGAAAGAGAUAGUGGUUGGGGGAAGUGGAACAAAAGCGUCCAACACUAAAUCAAAAACCUAUUUCCUUGAAAAUUAUAAAGUGCAAAAUUUGAGUGGUAAGUGCAAUGUGAUGAAAACUAUGAUGUUGGGAUUAAAAGAAGGGGAGCACGUUAAGGUACAUUGCACUAAAAGGACAUUCAAUAUGGAAAAGGACUUUGAAAUUAGUGUCACCGUUGAAGACACCGAUCAACUUCUCUCGGGAGCAUGGCUCAAUAUAUCAAUAAUACAAGUUUUUGCUACGGCUUUGAGUGAGUUGUGUUUUCACGAUGAUUGUCACCCCAAUAGUAUUGGAUUCAUGUGCCCGGAGAUGAUCUCGGCCACCAUGUUAAAGUCCGAUGCAGAUCGAAUUCUAUUGUACAUGACGAGGUCCAUGAGUGCACUUAGUUCUAAGACAUUCAUCUUAUGUCCAUACUACGAAAAGAGUCACUGGAUGCUUUUAGUUCUUUGCUUGUCUAAACGUGAGGUCUACAAAUUUGAUUCUCAACAGAAGAAGAGAAAUUUGAUGAUUAAGGAGCCACUAAACAAUGCUUUUCGGAGUUACAAGAGACUAGGUGGACAAUCUAAGGGAACUAAAUUAACAUGGAUUCCAGCACAGUGUGCUCAACAACCGGGAUCACUAGAUUGUGGCUACUACGUCAUGCGUUUUAUGUACGACAUAAUAAUGAAUCAUGGUAAUAGUCAAGAUCUUACUAAGGAUUUUUCAAGAACAUUGCCUUAUUCAGCGGAGGAGAUUAAUGAGGUGAAAGAUUUUUGGGCAGAUUACUUCAUGAACAAUGUCGAAUUUUUAGCUUAAUUUGUAAUAUGAACUUGAUCUCUAGCUAGCUACGUACCUUUGUUGUAAUAAUUUUAUGUUUGUUGUAACAUGUUGGUUGAUCGAUCUAUGACGAAUUUAAUUGCCUUUUAUUGGGAACGUUAAUUACGUUGUAAACUUUUGUGACAGGUAUUAAUUAUAAAUGUAUUCCCGGUAUUGGGAAUGAA
Molecule: messenger RNA, 1034 nt
Organism: Spinacia oleracea (spinach)
Lineage: Eukaryota; Viridiplantae; Streptophyta; Magnoliopsida; Caryophyllales; Amaranthaceae
Product: ubiquitin-like-specific protease 1
Exons: 6
Coding region: 127-849 (240 amino acids)
Biological process (GO): proteolysis
Molecular function (GO): cysteine-type peptidase activity
Source: RefSeq, a predicted model, not a curated record